GCCGGCUUACCUGAUUUGGUAGGAUUUGAUAACCUGAACCGGGAAAUGCUUGGAUUCUUUUAUGGAUAUUCUAGGAUGUUUCAAUCCUAAAUCCCCAUUGCGGCAACACACGGGGCAACACAGAUCUGCUGGGGUACGUUGCAGUGACUAUUCUGCACGCAUCGCUUGCAUCCCAUGUCACCCACUCAGCACUCCCCAUCGCUUUCUGCAUCGUCUCUGCAGCAUCUCCCCUCAUCUUGCCGUGAUUGGGGCUGCGUAGAACCUUUCUACCUGCGUCUGCUACUUUGUUAAGCCCGAUAGUAUUAAAAAAUAGUCCCUUGCAGCUGGACCUAUAGCGGGUCCACAAACCACUGGUCUACUGCCCCUUUUGUUCUAGUCGACGCCGCCGCGCCACGAGCCGUAAAUAAUUCUGCGAAAGUCCCCACGUUCCCUCCCCCCGGUACCUAGACGAUUGAGUCUUAACGUAACAUUGGCAUCUUUAUAUACUGACGACAUACGACCUCGACCAAAUUACGACGCUGUCAAUAGAGAAUAUGUUUCAUCCCGAAGUUACCGUAAACACGGCGUUGUGGGUCAAGAUUUCUCCAAAUACACAUUCAACAUGAGCACUACUACAGGCAGCAGUAUAAGAAGCUCGAUGCUCAAGCAUUGGAGGAAUAGCAGCAUCGCUCUCGGUCGUAGCGGGAGUAAAAGGAGCAAAAGCGAAGAGAAGGCCGCCAAGAGAAAGUCUGUUCAACCCGUCGCUACUACCACCACCAUCUCAACGACCAAAUCUCCCGAGUCUAAGGUAGAAGCGCCGCCUGUUAAGGCCCCCGAAAAACCGAUGGAUGAUAGCGCUGAAUCGACCAACGCGGCUGCAUCCUCAUUCAAGGGUACCAGUGUCCAUGUGACGGUACACAUCGCGCCAGAGAACGUCGAGAAGUUUCUGGCUGUAUUCAAGGAGGUUUUCGAUGUCGUGGCUGCUGAGCCAGACUGUCUAUUCUUUGAGGUUUACAGAUCCGCCGAAGAACCAGGAAAGAUCAGUUGGGUCGAGAAUUGGGGAAAGGAAAUGCAAUGGCUCAUGGAGAAUCAACUCACAAAGCCGUACUAUAAGGAGUACUUCGAGAUAACCGAGCCCAUGUUCCUGAAGCCUAGGGAGGUUCGAAUCUUGGAACCUGUGGGACCUGGAUUCACAAUGAUUAAGGCGAGCCAUUAGAUGCUGCGAGGCCAAGUCGCAGUUGUUGACCGACAGCGCCUAUAAUUCCUACUAAUAAUAUUAUACCAUAAUACAAGUCUCACGUCUAGGCAGCGGAUAUCAUGUAUCGCCUAGGUGGGAAAGGGGCGUCAAGGAAACAUGAUAG
Annulohypoxylon maeteangense is the source of this 1340-nucleotide messenger RNA. RefSeq lists its product as uncharacterized. NCBI's taxonomy places the organism in Eukaryota, Fungi, Ascomycota, Sordariomycetes, Xylariales, Hypoxylaceae. Bases 602 to 1195 code for a protein of 197 amino acids. Gene Ontology annotation, molecular function: catalytic activity. The transcript is spliced from 3 exons. The record is from RefSeq and is a predicted model, not a curated record.